UUGACCGCUGUAUUCUCCCUCCGCGCCCAGAAGUUCCCCAAUGCCGCCGCCGCCAUCCUCGGUCGCACCAGCCUGUCUCACUCCCAAGCCUGCAACCACAUCAUCUCCAUCCGCUCGACAGAUCGCCGCCCUCGUGCUUAACCACCCGUCGUCCACACUCACCACCGCGUCGGCGCGCUCCCUCUCGGCGUCCCUUCUCGCCGUCGCGCCCGCGCUCCCGACCCCCGUGGCCAACUCCGUCCUCAAGCUCCUCUGGCACCACGGGCCGCGGGCGCUCCUUUUCUUCCACGCGCUCCUCCACCUACCCGCCCGCGCUCACGCCGUCUCCCCCUGCACCAUCGACCUCGCGCUCGACCUCUCCGCGCGCCUCCGCCACCCUCGCCAGCUCACCAACUCCAUCCUCGCGCUCUUCCCGCGCCUCCGCUUGCCCUUCACCCCGCGCACAUUCCCCAUCCUCUUCGAGCGCUUCGCCGCGUCGCAACGCCGGCCCGACAUCGCCGUCCGCCUCUUCCUCUCGCUCCACCGCUCCCACCGCGUCGCGCAGGACCUCCCCCUGUUCAACUCCCUCCUUGACGCGCUCGGGAAGUCGCGCCAUGCCAGCAAGGCCGCUUCCUUGGUCCGCGCUCUCGAGCGGCGCUUCCCGCCGGACGUGGUGACGUACAACACCCUCGCUGACGGAUGGUGUCGUGUCAAGGACACGUCCCGCGCGCUCGACUUGCUGCGGCAGAUGGCCGAGUCUGGCAUUGCCCCCACGAAAACCACCUAUAAUGUCAUCCUCAAAGGCUUCUUCCGUGCUGGACAGUUACAGCACGCAUGGAACUUCUUCCUCCAGAUGAAGAAGAGGGGAAGUAAAGACGAGAACUGCAAGCCUGACGUUGUUUCGUACACUACCAUCAUCCAUGGGCUGGGUGUUGCUGGGCAGCUGGACAAAGCCCGCAAACUGUUCGAUGAAAUGUCUAAAGAAGGAUGCCCUCCGACAAUCGCUACUUACAAUGCGCUUAUUCAGGUUAUCUGUAAGAAGGGAAAUGUGGAGGAUGCAGUAACGGUGUUUGAUGAUAUGAUACGAAAGGAUUAUAUACCAAAUGUGGUAACCUACACUGUCUUAAUCCGAGGCCUCUGCCAUGUUGGGAAAAUUGACCGCGCUAUGAAGCUGAUGGAGAGGAUGAAGAAUGAAGGCUGCGAGCCUGUCGUCCAGACAUACAAUGUUCUUAUAAGGUAUUCAUUUGAGGAAGGGGAGAUGGAUAAGGCCUUGCAUUUGUUCGAGAGGAUGAGUAAAGGGGAGGAGUGCCUGCCCAACCAAGAUACAUAUAAUAUCGUAAUAAGCGCAAUGUUUGUGCGUAAGAGGGCCGAAGACAUGGCAAUUGCUGCAAGGAUGGUGAUGGAGAUGGUGGAGAGAGGUUACUUGCCUAGAAGGUUCAUGCUCAAUCGUGUACUGAAUGGAUUGAUGUUGACAGGGAAUCAACAGCUUUCUAGAGAUCUGUUGAGAAUGCAAGAGAAAUACAGACGCUUACGACGAGAAAUAAGAUUGUGAUUGCCAAUUGAGGUCUGCAUUGGUGUAAGCUUCUGAUGCUUCUCAACUUGGGGCUUGGGUACAGUCAUACAGAAGUGAGCUGCAACUCUCGAGUACCUGGCAGUUAAUACUCCUGCGGUACUAUGAUCAGCCCAUUCAACCUGAUGCCAUCAGAACAAGCACGGGGGGAGGGGGAGAGGGGGGACAGUCGCUACUUCUGUUCUUGCUUUAUAUCACCGGAACCAUUUCAGUCAAUGUUAAGAUAUAGAUGUCAAAUACAUCAGGCUCUUGGUAAUCAGUUUAUGCAUGGAAACAGCGGUUGUACUAAUAGCUGAAUACUUGCAACAAAAAUAGAGCAGACACUGACUUUUAGUUUGUGGUGUGUUGCAGGCUUGCAGCCUUGCAGGCAAGGACUGAGUCGUGCUAGAACUUCUGAUUUUUAGAAAGAGUUAUUUUGAUUUUCUAGGACACUGUGUGUGAUCUGUACUGUUGGUUUUUGCAAAUGGAUAGUUCCUCAUUCCUGGUGUGACUGUGUGAGCCAACAUUCUGCAAGACACCAUGAAGAAGGUAGAGGAUCUUUGUUCGAGAUAAAUGAACCACUUUUGGUGUUUUGUCCAUAUCUUUUCUUUGACGUCGAGUUUUCACUCAUAUUAUGUGGUAGUUGUUGCAAGUGGUAAUUUCUUUCUAAAACUAGUGUGAUAGCUUCUGUGUACUAAUAUUCUGGCUAUAAGGACAGGCACCAUUGAUUUGUGAGCUCUUUGGUUUCUUUAGAUGAGUCAGGGGCUUUCUCUGUUAUUCCUAAAAAAAACACCAUGACAAGAGAACAUCGAUGGUAUAGUUAGUAUCAA
Messenger RNA from Brachypodium distachyon (stiff brome), 2358 nucleotides. Its product is annotated as pentatricopeptide repeat-containing protein At1g74900, mitochondrial. Gene Ontology annotation, molecular function: protein binding. The record is from RefSeq and is a predicted model, not a curated record. Lineage: Eukaryota; Viridiplantae; Streptophyta; Magnoliopsida; Poales; Poaceae. Bases 41 to 1531 code for a protein of 496 amino acids. The transcript is spliced from 3 exons.